UGACGUUCCUGUCCAUUCCAUUCGUCUGGCCCACAUCUCUCAGGUGUUGUCUUUCAUCGUCCGCCACACGAACCGUCGGCGCCAUCGAACACAACAUCGAAACACCAUCGACAACAGCCAUGACCCCCAAAUCACCACCCGGAUACGUCGUCGCCUCGCUGGCCGUUUCCCUUGGCGGCCUCAUCAACGGCUAUGACACCGGGUCGAUCGGCGCCGUGGUUUCCAUGUCGCAGUUUGAAAAUACAAUUGGUACCCUCUCUCCGACCCUCGUCGGCUUCACGGUAUCACUCAUAAUGCUGGCCGGGGCGGUCCCUUCCGUCUUCGCCGGCUGGCUGGCGGACCACCAUGGGCGGCUUCAAAUCGUGUUACUGGGCACUGUAACCUUCUGCGUCGGAGCGUUGCUCCAGGGUACUGCGUACGGCCUCCCGCAAUUCCUUAUUGGGAGGACGAUUGCUGGGCUCGGCGAGGGCGUCUAUCUGAGUAACAUGGCCGUAUACAUCUCAGAAAUAUCCCCCACGAAGAGCCGGGGUAUCCUGGCCGGCUUGCCGCAAUUCAUGUCCACGGCUGGGAUCUGCAUCGGCUACUUCACGUGCUAUGGGAGCGUCUACAUGCGUGAGUCCAGCAUGGCGUGGAGGCUACCGUUCAUCAUCAUGGCUCUAAUGUCUGUGGUCUUGAUCGGGUGCUGCAUCAAGCUUCCCGAGUCUCCGAGAUGGUCCAUGAGCCGUGGUGACCGUCAAGCUGCCCUGGAUGCACUUCGGAGGCUUGACUUCUCGAUGGCGGAGGCCGAAAGGACCUUCAUGAGCGCUGGCGCCACCGCCGAGCAAAGAGUCAGCUUGACACUCUGGCAGAGUAUCGCAAUUUUGUUCAGAAGGGGAUACCGGACCAGGACCAUGCUGGCGUUAUUCGUGCUGGGCAUGGUCCAGCUUUCGGGAAUCGACGGUGUGCUUUACUAUGCACCCCUGUUGUUCUCACAAGCUGGACUUUCUUCGAACACCGCAUCAUUCCUUGCAUCAGGAGUAUCUGCAAUACUCAUGCUGGCGAUUUCCGUCCCUGCUUUCUUACUGGCGGACAAGUGGGGACGACGCACGUCGGCCAUUACAGGCGGCAUUGGCCUUUCUGGCAUCAUGUUUUUGAUCGGAUCACUGUAUGCCGCGGAUGCCGUGCAUCCAUUCGGAAUUGCUAGAUGGGUAGUUAUUGUUUCUGUUUUCCUGUUCGGCCUCAUUUACUGUGCAACCUGGGGCAUUGUGGGCAAGAUCUAUGCAACCGAGAUACAGCCGACACACGUCAGGGCUGCUGCAAACUGUGUGGCCCAAGGGCUUGGAUUUUUCACCAAUUGGUUCGUUGCCAUGAUCACCCCCAUCCUACUCGACAAGUCAGCGUUCAGCGCGUAUUUUCUCUUCGGCGGUCUCGCGUUGUUCACAGUGGCAGUCCUCGGAGCUUGCAUGCCUGAGACCCGGGGCCGCUCGCUAGAAGACAUCCAGCAAGCCUUCCACCAUCCUGCUCUUGGGAGCCUUACGUCAAGGCUCAAAUCCUUUGGCCGUCGCGGAGACAGGGCUGCGAUCGGCACACCGAUCUCUAGCUCAGGUGACCGUGACGAUCUUGAGCUACGACCGUCCGCCAUGGAUCAUAGAAAUGCCAUUCAGAGGGUGUCAACGGCAAAUACCAUUGGCACCAUGGCGAGAGGGCUGCGGUUUGAUACACCAGUAGCUUAG
Diaporthe batatas is the source of this 1712-nucleotide messenger RNA. RefSeq lists its product as uncharacterized. The record is from RefSeq and is a predicted model, not a curated record. Lineage: Eukaryota; Fungi; Ascomycota; Sordariomycetes; Diaporthales; Diaporthaceae. Gene Ontology annotation, biological process: transmembrane transport; carbohydrate transport. Gene Ontology annotation, molecular function: carbohydrate:proton symporter activity. Gene Ontology annotation, cellular component: membrane. The coding region runs from base 120 to 1712 and encodes 530 amino acids. The transcript has 3 exons.